CGACGGUGUUUGCGAGCAGUAUGGGUCUGAAGGUGACUGUGGAGGAUGCUAAGUGUAUCCAGGCGAAUGCCUUCAUCCAGGAGGGCAUCUUUCAGGAGUACGCCAUCAAGGAAGACCAGCUCACAUUCAAGAUCAACCUCACUGUCCUCCUGGAGUGCCUGACAAUAUUUGGGAGUGGGCCAGUGGGAGGUGCAUGUACAAGUUUGAAAAUGUGUUACCAGGGAUACGGCUGUCCUCUCAUUCUCAUACUUGAGGAGGAUGGUGUAUUGACCGAUUGCAGUAUCAAGACCCUGGAGCCGGAUGAGGUCCUUGAUUUUAACUUCUGUAGCACUAAUGUCGUCAAUAAGAUCAUCAUGAAGUCGGAGUGUUUAAAAGAGGCUUUCAAUGAGCUGGACAUGACAAGUGAUGUGCUGGAGUUCCUCAUGUCGCCAGACGCCCCACACCUGCGACUGUCGACCUUCGGCAAUGCUGGCAGCACCACAGUCAGUCGUGGUUACUUUGUUAAAAUUGAUGGUUUGCAUAAGUAUAUGAUAAAUUGUUAUAUAAGAACUUGAGACAUUUAUCUUUGAAAGUAUUAAGCUUUGUAUUCCUAAGAACAUUUGUAUUCUGGCUUGGUUUUUUAAAAAUGGA
Molecule: messenger RNA, 630 nt
Organism: Mya arenaria
Lineage: Eukaryota; Metazoa; Mollusca; Bivalvia; Myida; Myidae
Product: cell cycle checkpoint protein RAD1-like
Exons: 4
Coding region: 21-554 (177 amino acids)
Biological process (GO): DNA repair; DNA damage checkpoint signaling
Cellular component (GO): checkpoint clamp complex
Molecular function (GO): 3'-5' exonuclease activity
Source: RefSeq, a predicted model, not a curated record